AUGGAGCAGCGGUAUGUGAAGGCACCGUGCCCGCCGCGCUGGGUGCGCCUUUGUGCCCGGCUCUGGGAGCCCGCGACGGCCGCCGCGCGCCCCGCUCCAUUGUUUCGCUUCUCCGUGUCUUCCGGGCAGGUGGCGGCGGCGGCGGCGCGCGGGGUCCGCACGUGCCGCUGCGGCGGCAGGAACGCGGGGAGCCGCGGGCGCCGGGAGAUGAAGUACCUGAAGCCAUGGUGGUCGGACGGCGGCGGUCUCCUGCACCUCACCAUCCUGCUGAGCCUGGCGGGGCUCCGCGUGGACCUGGAUCUCUACCUGCUGCUGCCGCCGCCGCCCCUGCCCGGCGAUGAGCUUCUGCUGCGAGGUGGCCCUGAGAGCCCCGCCUACGCGCUCAGCCCCUUUCCCGCCUGGGGAGGCUGGGGGCGCGCUGACCAGCUGCACCCGAAGGGCUGGGAGCCCGACCCCGCGGCGCCGUCCGAGGGACGGCUGCUCCGGGAGGUGCGCACGCUGGGCGUCCCCUUCAUCCCGCGCACCCGCGUGGAUGCGUGGCUGGUGCACAGCGUGGCGGCGGGGGACCCCGACGGCACCCAUGGGCUCCUCGGUGCCGCUGCUGCCGCCUCGUCGGCCGGAGGAGUGGGCGCUGGCGUGGACGGCGGCAGCCAGGCUGCGCCGGGCGGUGGCGGCGACCCCCGAGCGGCUCAGAACAGUCCCUUGGCCGCUGGAGAGGAGGAAACGGCGCCGGCGGAACCGACGGCUCAAGUUCGGGACGCUGCAGCAAGCGCCAAUGAGAAUGGGGUGCUAAGAGAGAGGCAUGAAACAGCAGGUCACAAUUCCCGGCAGGAGGAAAAUGAGCAGAGCAUCUUAGCCCAGAAGGAGAAAUCGCUAUUGCAAAAGAAUGAAGAUGAAAAUAAAAUAACAGACAAACCUGACCGGGACACAGAAAAACCCACUGAGUCUCGAAAUGAGGUGCUGUCCGGGUUGUGAGCCUUGCUGCUUCAGCCUGGAGCGUUUGGGAGAUCCUUGAGUGUCCUCGGACGAGGGAGAGCACCGUCUGGGCCACCGAGACUGACAGGCGAACCAGAGCACCACUUUGUUCUCUGUGCCCACCCCCUCCCCCCCUCCAGCCUGUUCUGACCUGUUCUGGGCAAACGAGUUUCUCCCUGCACCUCAGGUGAAAUCUCAGGUGACGCAGGAGCCACGGCUUCUAUAUAGUAAGGAUCUAAGCUCACUGCAGCAGCUGCUAAUCUGGUGUGGUUCUCUGAUCCCCAAGUCCCAACUUCUCCCUUUCUCCCGCCCUCUGCUGCCACUCCUAAGCCUGCUGGAAGCAGAAGAGCGUGUCUGACUUCGCCACUCUCCCUGUGCACGAGGUGUCUCCGCGGGGCAUCCUGGGGAGGCUCUCGGAAGGCAAAGAGCUACAGGCUGCUUCCCAUCUGACACUGGUUUCCCAUAAACUGGAAACUGCUUCUUUGGAGACGGAGACAAGCACUUCCGUCUCCGCUUCUUUGGGGCUUCUCCGUGUGCAGGUGCCGGCUGUCCCCAGGCGCCCAUCAUUUCCUUUCCCCGGCCUCUCCGGCCAGUGUGCGGGCGAGUAGUGCCCACUGCAGGGCUUCACUUGAGCUCCUCGGCAUUCUCCCCAGAGACAAGCUCCUCGAAACUCAGGCAGUUAUACAAAGAGCCUUUGUUUGGGGAGGGGGACAGAAGGGGUUCUUGGGUGUUCUGUUGGGGGCUUAUUCCUGUUAAGUCUCGGGGAUUCAUAUGGGAUGCUAGGGAUCGAAACAGGGUUGGCGUGUGCAAAUGCCUUAUCCAUCGUAUUCUCUCCAGCACCUUGAAAGAAACCUUUUGAAUGCAGUGCUGGGAACUGACCACCAUCCCUCUUACCCAGCCAAGCCCUGUAUUUAUUUUGAAGAAAACAUUCUAACUGAGCGGAGUACCCGAGCCUACCACUUUAUUGUAUAAAAACGUAUGCUAUUAGUUCACUUUUCUUUUGGGUUUGUCUUUGGCCUUCCUCAUUAGGCUUCUCAGUGAAACUGCACCACUGCUGGGAAUGAACCCUAGAGCUUCACACAUGCGAUACAAGCCUCUACCACUGAGUUUCCUUUCCUAGCUGGAACUGUUUUCACUUAAGUUGGACUCACCUUUAGUAACCUACUGCUGCAACAGGCACUCAUUUAAUAGUAAUGAAACAUUAGAUCAAACAUUAGUUUAGACAAAACAUCCCCGAUACACAAAAAUCACAGCCAGUUCAGCUCUGACACAUCUGUGACUUGCAAACUACUCACUUCAUAUCAUCUUCUGACAAGAUACCCUUUUACUGAUUUCUGGGAUUUUACUUUCUUUUACCAUUUGUGCUGAAAUAAAACUAAAGUGAUAUGUCUAUGAUUAUAAAUUGCUGGUGUUUAUUUGCGCUUUUAUAUUCUUUCACUGACAAACAUGCAAGGAUACCUAAGACAGGUGAUGUAGUUUGCUAGUAACUGUCACUUCUUUAUAAUCUUACUGCAGGCCUAGAUGAUUUAAUAAUAAAUAUAUAAUGUAUGUAGAAUAGCUGAUCAGAAGAUACUUCCUCACUGUGGACAAGCUUAUAUUACUGUUUUAUCUUUUAAAAAAGUGUGUCUCGGGGAGCUAUGUGUCUAAUCCGUAAAAACCACAAAGAAGUCUUGGCUGAAAAAGGAUCGACUAUGAUUAUUAUUACUGCUUUUUGGAUUGAACCCAGGUAGGCCGCAUGCAAGGCAAACACUCUAUCUAUCCCCUGUACUAUCGCUCCAGCCCCAAGUAUGACUAUUUUUGUUUUGGGGUCAUAACCAGCAAUAUUCGGGGCUCUGUGCUCAGGGAUCACUCUUGGUGGGGCUCAGGGGUUCUGGCUAUUGAAGCCGGGUCAGCCCCAUGUAAAGCAAGCACCCUACCCACUGUACAUUUCUCCAGCCUCAAGUAUGAUCAUCUUUUAUGUGAAAAUCUAGGAAGAAAUAUUUAAGUCAGACUUGAAGAAAAAAAGAAAAUGGAUAUAAUUUUCCGGCCAGGAAGAUAGCCCAAAGUGUUACUUUGGGGUAACACCACUGCCCCAUGUCCAAGCACCACCAGGAGCAACCUCCAUGCACAGAACCAAGAGUAA
Molecule: messenger RNA, 3097 nt
Organism: Sorex araneus (European shrew)
Lineage: Eukaryota; Metazoa; Chordata; Mammalia; Eulipotyphla; Soricidae
Product: NFE2 like bZIP transcription factor 3
Exons: 4
Coding region: 1-975 (324 amino acids)
Biological process (GO): regulation of transcription by RNA polymerase II
Cellular component (GO): nucleus
Molecular function (GO): RNA polymerase II cis-regulatory region sequence-specific DNA binding; DNA-binding transcription factor activity, RNA polymerase II-specific
Source: RefSeq, a predicted model, not a curated record